This is a messenger RNA of Owenia fusiformis, 2239 nucleotides long. The record is from the annotation of a GenBank genome assembly. NCBI's taxonomy places the organism in Eukaryota, Metazoa, Annelida, Polychaeta, Sabellida, Oweniidae.
CAAGUAAUCAGUUUAACUUUUACUUCUUUAUUGAUUGAUAUAAAUGUAUGGCUUUUUGUAUUUGAGAAUAUGAACAAGUAACGGAAACUCAUCCAUGAUUUCCGAUUUGAUUUAUGAGGCUAUUGACAUGCACGCUGAGUUGAUCGUUAAUUAAAGUGAAAUAUAAAGACAGGCUCUGGCACAAGAUCAUCAGCAUUCUUGGAUAUUACAACAAGGUUAUAAAAGACUUAAUUCAUAAUCCAAAGACAGUAAAACUAAAUGAAAAUUGGAUACAAAAAUAUCAUUCUAAAGAUUUAUUAAUUAGAGGUAACUACCUGGGGAUAUCCAUAGAUCAAAGAGGACAAAAGCAUCACUGAAAGCUACGUCCUUGGAAAGUAAACUUAUAAUCUGCUGAAGUCAACGGACGUUUUUAUUGUCAACAACGACGAAUUAAAGAACUGAGUAAGCUUUAUAAAAUAAUAUUAUUUAUCAUAUAUGGAACGUAUUAUAAACAUUUUUCGAUCCGCUAUAACAUACAACAUAAAAUGCUCUUCAAUAUGAAAAGAAUUCGGAAAACAAACUAUAAGUUGAUUUAACCGCCAUAGAUAUGGAUAUUGGCAGUGCUUAGGAAACAUCGAAUAAACGUCGACAUUUCAACGAGGAUAGUACUCAGAUUGAAUAUAGACUAAAAAACAGUUUCGUGUAUAUGAAACAAGGAAAACCUUGCUGGAAUAAACUGGUGGGAAUACAGCGAUGAUAUAAAUGGUGAAAGAAAGGAAGGGUUAAAUUUAAGUUAAAGUGUACUUCAUACUUGGUGAUAACUUGAAAAUGACGUCGAAACCAGUCAAUACCACGUUAGGUACAAAUAUUAGCGUGUUAUACGAGAUCUAUACGAAUGUUGAGUUAAACGUGUAUGGAAUAGUAUUACCUAUCGUAUGUAUUGUUGGGAUAAUAACAAAUAUACUCAACCUGCUUGUUUUAACAAGACCUUUGAUGCGAAACGCGACAAACAAGUUUCUUUUAGGACUGGCUGCGUGUGAUUUAGGCGCUCUGACAAUUCUGCUCAUAUAUUACAUAUACUUUUAUUCAUUGAGAAAUGGUGCCAAAUUGAAUGAUGGCGAUGAUUGGUUGACGAUUCCGUUUCCAUGGAGACUAUUUUAUCACGUACAUAGUAUACCCGCCAAUAUAUUUGUCACCGCCUCAAAUACGCUUGUCCUCGGAGUAACUGUAUUUCGCUUCUGUGCAGUAAAGUUUCCAGUGAAGGCUAAAAAAUUGUGUACCAAUCACCGGGCCAAGUUAUACAUAGUCGCUACAAUCAUAUGGUCGAUGAUUUUAAACAGUCCAGAAUUUUUUCAAAAACAUUUGGUAUGUGCCAAAUCUGAAAAUAUAAUAAACGGCACCAUAUAUUCUACUUCAAUUUGGAAAAUGAAUUCAACUUCGAUAUACUACAAUAGGUUAUUUCAAACGAUAUAUUACCCGACAAAAACUGCAUUAAACAUUCUGAUUCCCUGGCUAGCCUCUCUGAUUUUGACUAUCAUCUUGCUCCAUUCAUUAUGGGCAAACGUUCCUGAUAAAAACGCAAAGUUACGAAGACGUUCUGAGCAGCUAAUCCAAUCCAAGAAUACGAAGAUGUCAAAAAUGCGCAAGAAUUAUUAUAUUACCUGGACGCUAAUUGCUGUCAACUUUUGUUUUUUGAUUUGUCAAGGACCAUCUGCAGUUUUCUUUAUGCUUAUCAUCUCCUUGGAUAGAGAAGAACUAUACAAAGGGGAAUAUUCUAUAGCGAGAGUGUUUAUUGAUAUGUUUCUUGUCAUGAACCUCGCUUUGAAUUUCUUUCUGUACGCCAUGGCCAGUUAUUCCUUUCGCCAAGAACUUUUCCGUUUAUUCUACACCUCCCCGUGCUUCAAACGACAUGGAAUUCUGAUACAGAGCGAAUCGAGGUAUAAUGGGUCGAAAUGGAGAAUCCAGAGUGUUCAAAAUGUCAAAUAGAUGGGACUAAAGGCAAGGAAGAAGGAUCCUUGCCAAUUCUGUAGCAAAACUCACGUUGCUUCGAACGCUUUGAACCAACUACCGCUGAAGAAUCGGAGAGGAAUACUUUACAUUAUAAUGCCAGUCCUCCAAGCUCUGGAGUACUACUGAGAUUUUACAUCAGACACAGAGCUAAUAUAUUUUACCACAAAUAUUUGUAUGUUAUCCUUCAAUAGUUAAGAUAAGUGGAAUAAGCGUGGCAAAUUGAAACAAAAAAGUAAAAGUAAAAAUAUGA